Messenger RNA from Chenopodium quinoa (quinoa), 3092 nucleotides. RefSeq lists its product as uncharacterized. The transcript is spliced from 6 exons. The record is from RefSeq and is a predicted model, not a curated record. NCBI's taxonomy places the organism in Eukaryota, Viridiplantae, Streptophyta, Magnoliopsida, Caryophyllales, Amaranthaceae. Bases 1012 to 2958 code for a protein of 648 amino acids.
AAUUUUUGCACCUCAUUCAUUUUCUCUCUCUUUCUCUACUUUCUCUUUCUUCUGAGCUCCUCUUACUUUCUCUCUCUUCCGAGCUCCUCUUUCUCUACUUUCUCUUUUUUCAAUGCUCAAAUUUCUACUUGAUUUGAAGAUUUUGCUUAAUUUCUUCUUCAAUGGCGUUAACAAGAGGCAGUGGAACAUUUAGGAGGAGAAGAGGCUUUCGUUCUUCUAAUGCAAAUUGCAAUAAUCAGCCAAUUCCUAGUAUAAUUUUGUUUCCGAGUUGAUUUCUACAUUUUUAAGCUGAUUAAUCGUUGUUUUUCUUCAAUUGAAGCUAUUUGCAUGAUUUUUUGUCUGGAUUUUGUUUCGUAUUUUCGAUUUUAUUUGGCAAUUUUAUCAAAAAAAAAAUUUCCUGUGAUUUUGUUCGUUUCUUGUGCGAUUUUGCGUGUUUUGUUCGAUUUUCAGUGUGAAUUUGCGACUUUUGCUCAUCAAUUUUUUCGACUUUUUUUCAUCAAUUUUGUUCGAUUAUGUUUGAUUUUGCGAUUUCCUGUUUAAUUUUUUUAAAUUUCUCUUGCUUCGAGGUUGAUAAUGGAGGUCCGACGACGUUCAGCGGCGAAGAUGCGGCGGAGAUGGUGACGGAGCUCCGGCGGAAUUUCGUGAUCUUAUCAUUAAUAUGCUAUAAUUUGUCUGCGAUCUCUGUGAUUCAAGUAUUUUUGUUCCAGAAUCUAUUAUUUAGUUGAAGAACAUUACUUGCCAGAAGAUUGAUCCGUAUGGAGUAUUGGUGCCUUGGUUUCUCUGAGGUGAAAGACUUGAUUUAGAAGGAAUGGGAUGUGCAGAUUCAAGGGCGGCCCCAUCAAUAACUGAAAGCCCCAAGUACAAUUUGAGAGGAAGGAGGAGAGAGAGGAGACAACCGUCGUAAAUCCGCCGUCACAGUAGAGCAGUGAAUGUCUGAAUCCGUGUUCAAUUGAGGAAUUGGACCCCCGAUUUUUUUUUUUUUGGAUUACAUAAAGUUUCUAUGUUGAAGACAUGGCUACUGUAAUUUCUGGAAAGAGAACAGUAAAUCCAUCAACGCCGCUUGAACUUCAAUUUGGUGGAGCUUUUACCCUAGAUGUUUCUGAUGACGAUGAGUUGGAUGAAAUAAUAGAAUCCCAAAAGUCUCCCUCAGAAGAACAACUAAAGAAAGAGAGAAUGCGGAAUUCAAUAGAGUCGAUAGCGGAUGAUAAUAGUGUUUGGCAACAUCCUAAGCAUACUAGAUCUGAACCAGUGAUUGAGGUUCUUUCUGUGAGGCUCCGCAACCAUAACCAAACCGACUACACUUCAGAAUCAUGGGAGCUCUAUGGUACUAUUUAUGUCCAUGAUUCUAUGGGCCGUGUGGGUAUAGGCAGUAAUCGUGUUGUAUUAUUUGAACGAGAGGAGGAAAUUGAUGACCCGGAGAUCAUCCCUUUAACUGGCGGUGCUUUAAGCCUAUUUGGGCCUAAUCGUGUGAUGUCAAUGGAUAAACCAGUUAUUGGCAUACAUCUUUCAGACAAGGUUACAGGCGAUACCCUCAUUUUUAACUAUGCUCCUUUGCUCAUGACUACUGAUACACCUCAACUACAUCAUCAGUUCGAACAAUUCCACAAAAUUACUGUUCCCGGUGCUCCCUGUAGUGCUGAGGUGGAGUACCUUGCACUUACAUUUGCUGUUUAUGCCCAUGUUGAGGUCCAACUCUUAAAACAAGUUGCGGGAAGUGUGAUCUAUGAAGAAGACGAACAAGAUCUUGAUAUUUAUGGCACAAUUUCUGCUGCAUAUAAUCUUUAUGAUUCCGAACACAAGAUUAAUUGCUUUACUCUUUUUGAUAUCAACAAGGAUUCAGAUAAGACUGAAAAGGUGAACCUUAUAUAUCCUACUAAUGGAAUCACCCUGUCCAGAUCCGUGGUUGCUGUGCCCUCAUAUUCACUUCUCACAAUUCAAUUAAAAUUAUGGGAUCGUGCUAAGAACGAGUUAAUUGUAGAGGGCAGCUAUGACUUUCUAACUUCUAACUAUUCAAGGGAUAAGAUCAUUGUUGGUCGAAAUUGUGUGAAUGCUAAAGUGACUAUUAUUUGGAGGGAACCAUUUCUUCUAGAUGAGCCAUGUGUCAAAUCUCAUGGAUAUCUGAACAGGAGACGCUUCCAUUUGCUGCCCAACGCACCAAAUAUCUCAGUAUAUCCUGUAGUAGAGGUGUUUUCUGUUUUUAUAGGUCGCCAAAAUGAUGAGCAGUUGAGUCUCUAUGGCAUGGUUAACUUUGACGGCACCUUUGGUCUACUUAAUCUCUUUGAAAGAGACAAGACUGAUCCCUUUAUUUUGUCCUCUGGCUGCAAUUUCUUACCUCUGAAAGGUCCCAAAAAAGCUCUAGUACCAGCGGAUAGUUUUUUUGUGUCAGUAGACCUCCAGGAUGUUGAAGGUCGUGUGUCGAUCAAAGGGAUAGCUCGACCAAAGCAUAUACCUUGUGAUCCUUUGUAUCAUUGGGAAGAUUGCCUGCUGUGUUCUGUUAUUGGGCAUGGACAAAAGAAUAGCUUUGCGGCUAUUCAUUACACAGUCUUCUCUCAUGCACUGAAGGCUACGCUAAAAAUCCGUUUCCUUUUCAAUGGUGAACAGUCUGUUGAUGCUCAUUGCAAAAUUUAUGGGAAUCUUGUUGCUUGCUACAGUAAAUAUGGGAGUAGAACGCCUUAUGAGAAAUUAUAUCAUCGGAUUUUGCUUUUUGAGAGGCCCGAAGACAAUUCGUUAGAAGUACCAUGUAAGGAAUUUGACAUGGAGCUUUCAAGACCUGUGGUUGCUGUUCCCAUAGAUUCGUCUUUGCGUAUUGCUGUAAAUUUAAGUUGUCAAUCAAGUGGUUUUACUCAACUGUUAAGGGGCACAAGGGAAUUUCAAGUUGUUAAUGGUGUUGGUAAUAGUGUGACCAUUGAAGGAGAUCAAAUUGGCAUCAAUAUCACUGUUGAAUGGAGUCAAGCAUGAGCUGGUGUACUUAAUUUGUUCAUAGCGCAGCUGUUCUUUUUCUUUCAUCUUGGGACUUUACAUUGUACAGCUAAGGGUAUUAUACUGUAUUUACUAAUUUUUAUACGUAUGAAUUUCCCAGCUGCUGCAUUCAA